Python bivittatus (Burmese python) is the source of this 3335-nucleotide messenger RNA. NCBI's taxonomy places the organism in Eukaryota, Metazoa, Chordata, Lepidosauria, Squamata, Pythonidae. The record is from RefSeq and is a predicted model, not a curated record.
GAGUAAAAGAGUACUUUUCUGCUGGAAGAGCAAAAGAUUUUUCAGCUGACCUCAUAAAAACCACUGUGGCUCAGACACCAGGAAGCUGCUCUCAAAACUGCCUUUCAUCAUGUAGGUGCAGCACGCAGAAGAGAAUUAUUUUGCGUGACAUGGUCAAGUACUAACUUUUGCAUUGCCUUAUAGAUAUGAAUGCUACCAUACGAAGGAUUGACCAGCUGACCAACAUCUUGGCUCCAAUGGCCGUGGGACAAAUAAUGACCUUUGGAUCGCCAGUGAUAGGUUGUGGAUUCAUUUCUGGCUGGAACUUGAUUUCCAUGUGUAUAGAAUAUACACUGCUCUUGAAAGUGUACAGGAAGACUCCUGCUUUGGCUCACAAGGCUGGUUCAAAGGUUGAAGAGUCAGAACUGAAGCAACUCAAUGUACAGAAAGAUGGUGAACUGAAGGCCACUGAAGGAGUCCAGUUGAUUCACAAGAAAGAGGUCACUGUUUCUGAACCUGAACAGGAACAUGUUAGCUGUCUUUCUCGUAUGACUGAGCCCUUCAGUACAUUCCGUGACGGAUGGGUUUCCUACUAUAACCAGUCAGUGUUCCUUGCAGGCCUGGCCCUGGCAUUCCUUUAUAUGACUGUCCUUGGCUUUGACUGUAUUACUACUGGCUAUGCAUACACUCAGGGACUGAGUGGUUCCACUUUAAGCCUCUUAAUGGGGGCCUCUGCCCUAGCUGGAAUCCUGGGAACAGUAGCCUUCACUUGGCUGCGUAACAAAUGUGGGUUAAUUCGCACAGGUGUCAUCUCUGGAGUAGCCCAGCUGUCCUCUCUGGUUUUGUGCGUGAUCUCAGUGUUCACACCAGGAAGUCCUUUGGAUCUCACUAUUUCCCCAUUCAUUGACAUCAGUGCUAGGUUGUUUGAAAGCAGUCCAUUACCCACCAUGGCUCCUGAUGGUGAUCUCCUCGAAAUGCCUUUUACCACUGAAAUGCCUGCUUUGGCCAACGCAACAUCUUCUGAUCCAGGAUUAGCUCCCAGCCCAGUGUCUCUCAUCUCUGUUAUCCUUCUGUUUGCAGGAGUCAUUGCAGCAAGAGUUGGCCUGUGGUCUUUUGACCUAACAGUCACACAGUUGCUUCAGGAAAAUGUGAUAGAGUCCGAAAGAGGUAUCAUAAAUGGUGUCCAGAACUCCAUGAAUUACCUUCUGGAUCUGCUGCAUUUCAUCAUGGUUAUUCUGGCUCCUAACCCUGAAGCUUUUGGACUGUUGGUACUCAUUUCUGUUUCCUUCGUUGCAAUGGGUCACAUCAUGUACUUCCGUUUUGCCCAUAAAAGCUUAGGGAGGAACGUCUUCCUUUGCUGUACUCCUGAGCUAAAGUCAGUUGCCAAUGAGCCUCCAAAUCCUGAUGAAUCCAAUGCAUAGAGGAUUUUGCCUCCUCCAGGUGUUUUCUUCCAGUCCAAGUUGACUGAUAUGCUUUAUUAUGGGUCAGAAGCAGCUGGCACCUCCUAAAGGGGUGGUCCUUUCCAGCACCCAAGCCCACAACCACCUUGUUUUCCUUUGCCCCUGGGCAGGUAGCCAGGUAUGGAUUUUUACUGGUUGCAAGAGAUACACUUAUUUAUAUAAGAGGAUAUCUCCUCAAGAGUUAAAGGUUAACUACCAAAAAAAAAAAAAAAAGGCAGUUGAGCUAGAAGGACGUGAUUCUUAUUCUUUUCAAAAACACAGUUCCUAUUGAUUGGAAUGCGGUGGAAAUUAAAAUAAUUAAACAAAACAUUGUCCUAUAAGUAAUAUGAUUAGUGGAUGUUACGUUUCUGAUGCAGCAUAAAUGUAUACUUUUUUCUCUUUUAAAAGAAAUAUUAGACGUGAUGAAAAUAUACAAAUGAAUGACAACAAAGCUUAUUGUUCGAUAAAACUCUGAAAUGUGCCUUUAAACAGACAAACAAGACCUCUUUUCUGUAAUGUUACUUCUAGUUCAGUUUUGAACAAACAUCUGGAUUAUUUUAGUAUAUUAUCUGAAUAAGAAAUAAUGCAAAACAGUGUAGAAUAUAUACGUAGCACUUCCUAGGAACCAAGAUUAACCUAGCAUAAACCGAAGCUAUUUAUAUAAUACAGUAUAGCAUUGUAAAGCAUAAGGGGGGGAGUAUUUUUGGUUUUAUAAAUUUUCAAUAUCGUAUUUACUAAGCCUUAGUUUCAUAGUUUUAAAGGCCAAAUAUAUGAAGUGAGAGAACUAGAUUGUGUGUAUGUGUGUUAAUGAGAGAGAGUGCAAGAGAAUAAAGAAAAGAUGCAUCGCUUUUUUUUCAAAAUUAUUUAAAUUAUUUAAAACACAUAAGCUGAAAAUUCCAAUGAUUUAUUUUACAGUAGCCCCCCUAAUAUCAGGAAGAAAUCAAGAAUGUACCACCAGUAACUUCUUUGUAUAAAAUCCAUUUCAAAUGAAUGGGAAUUGACAAAAAAGUAAUUUCUUUCCUAGAUGAUCUGUAUGUGACAUUCUGUGUGAACUUUGUGUGUAUGUCUGCAUUAUAUAUGUCAGUAAUUUGGAGAAAUAAGCUGUAGCAUGAGUGUAACUUGUAAGCAAAUGAUUAAUAAUCUAACCUGGUUAAAAUGUAAAAAGCAUGUCCCUGAUCACAGAUCUUCAUCUGCAAAAGCAACUUGCUUCCACAAGGAUGAGCAGGAGGAUUUGUCCUAUCAAGCAGCUUCUUGGCAGCACUAAUGUUGACAACUCCAAGUGCAUGUUGGGGCAAGGUUUUGGUGAAGACUGGCAGUGGUGCACACCUUCUGUUCAGUGGCCGAACAUUGUAUGAAAAUACUUCUGUAUGUUCUGCCUGCAGUUUGGGGUUCUACUGUGCUAGUCAGCCAGCAUGGUUUGCCCUUGGAAGGACGAUUGGCAUGCAGAGCCCUACUUCACUUACACUGGUGAAUUGGGGCACAUCUGUAUAGCUUUAAAAGUUUCACAGAGCUGAUAUCCUUAUGCAUUCUUUCUUGUUUUAAAAAAAGUACUCUUUAUAUCCUAGCUUAGUAGAAAAUGGUAUUUUAAAUAAGUUGCCUUUGGUUUGGUGUGUGUGUUUUUUAAACCUCUUAAUGUAAACACAAACAUUGAUAAUCAGUAGUGACAGAGAAUGCCAUGUAUAUAUGAAAUGCUUUUGGAGUCCUUUUUAUGGUAUACAGGAAUGGGUGCAAUGCUUUUUACAGUAAGUUUCAUGCACUUUUGUGGAAAUUGCAGUAAUAAUGCUACAAGCACUUUGCUUUCAAAUAGAGUUGAAUCCUCUUUACUGUACUCUGGAGUUUUUCUAGAUGUAAUUUUAAACUUCUGUUGUUAAAUAUUUGUUAAAUAUUUGUAUGCAUAAAUAUAAACUAUUUUUCACA